Rotaria sp. Silwood2 is the source of this 843-nucleotide messenger RNA. Lineage: Eukaryota; Metazoa; Rotifera; Eurotatoria; Philodinida; Philodinidae. The record is from the annotation of a GenBank genome assembly.
AUGUCCAAUUUUUGGCAGUAUUCAAUUAAAAAUGGUUUCGAUUUAACUCGACAGAAUACUCAACAAACUUGUUCCUCCAUUUAUUUUGAAACAACAACUACACCUAUUACUAUUGAUCCGACACGCUCUGCUUUAGUUAUUAUCGAUAUGCAAAAUCUUUUUCUGCAUCCAACUGUACAAUCCCAUGAGACAGGGCUAGUCGCAUCACAGCAAUUGCUCAAAUACGCCAUUCCUGCCGCACGCAAAGCAGGCAUUCAAAUCAUCUGGCUCAAUUGGGGUCUGACGGAGGAAGACAUAGAUCAAGCUCCUCCAGCACUCAAACGAAUAUUCGGAUUGAACAGUAUAGAAGACAAGAAGAACAUGCCACCAGCCUUAAACAAAAUUUUCAAAGGUUUAGGAACUACUAUGGGCGAAAUUACGUUGCCUAAUGGCGACCAUGUCGAUGGUGGAAGACUACUGAUGCGUGAUACUUGGAAUGCAAAACUUUAUGAUCCACUUUUUCAAAGUUAUGAAAGUAGUCAGAGCAGUGCAAAGCCUGAUAAAUUGUUUCAUAAAGAUCGUGUAUCAGGUUUAUGGGCUCAUAAGUCUCCUCAACUCUCUUAUCUUGACGACAAUAAACUCAUUACGCUCUUCUUUGCCGGUGUUAAUACGGACCAAUGUGUGUCUGGUACACUUCAAGAUGCAUUUAGCAAAGGUUUUGAUUGCAUUCUUCUUCGUGAUGGAUGUGGUACAACGAGUCCACCAUUUGCUCAAGAAUGUAUUGAAUACAAUUGUGAAAAAGGAGAUGGAUUUCUGAUGACAACUGAGGCAUUUGCCAAAGGUAUUCAAGCAUCUCUAAAAUGA